AUGAAAAUUUCAGAAUAUCCAUCGCCACCUUUCAAUGUUACUGUAAAUACCGAUGUAAUUAUCGCAGAAGUAAAAUUUCUUGAAUUAACUGUUUUUUGGGAUUUCGAAAUAGAUUCGAAUCGUACUGGAUUUUAUUUACGCGUAACUGCUGAUGAUAAAUGGUGUGAAAAAGAUUUUCCUGGCUAUUAUGCACAUAAUAUAGGACCAAAAGAAAAGUCACAUAUAAUACCAAUGUUAACAACUGAUGGACAACCGUUGGAGAUACAGCACCGUUGUCAGUACACUAUACAAAUGCAUUCAAAGCCUUAUCCCUAUGGUGAUCCACAAUAUGCAGUUAUUUUGAAAUAUACAGUUCCCGAAUGUAUAAACGACUACUGUGAUUGUAGAAGUCAAAACAUGGUACCAACUCCUCGAAAUGUCCAAAUCGUAACUUUAUUAAAUAGAGAAGGUGGAAUCGAUGCAAUAGUUAAUUGGACGUAUCCUCAUAUUGCAAAUCGUUCCCAUCAUUUUCGAUUUGACCUCAGCGAAAGAUUUCACCACAAUAACGCUCAUUUCAAAAACAAUGACGCUUUUAAAUACCGUAUAGCUGAUAUGCCACCACAUGUCGUUCAUGCUGGAGAAAAUCAGACGACGUUCUCAACAAAACUUCCGAUAAAUCUGAUCGCAAAUGAAGAAUAUAAAUUAUUGCUAUUUGCAAUGAAUGAUCAACUAUGUAAUAGCGAUGAUGUUACGGUGAUAUUUACUGCAGACGAUGAUCAAGAAGAACCACUUUUCAUGACAAAUAAUAAUGAACAAUCACUGCCAUCAUUAAUUUCGCCAACAUUCUCGAAAAAUAAUUCAACGAAACCGAUGUCGAACAAUUAUAUUCAUUCGAUUUCAGUCGAUAUUUGGAAUUCAACAAUAAUUGAAGACCUCAAAAAACCUCAAAAAAUAAAUACAUAUUCUAUAAAAAUAAGUAGUAGUUUAAUGAUUUUUUUGCUUAUUGCUGGAUUUUUAUUGAUGACAAUAAUCGCCAGCAUAAUGGUAAUAUUUAUUUGGAAAAAAUGCUACCGUGAUGAUAAAUCAAAAAUUGAAAAAUCAGCAAUUAUACCAUGGGCUAUGGCUAAUUCAAGUCAUUCGAUGCUGGAAACAAAUAUUCUAUAUAGGCGUGUAGAUCCGACUUUACAAAAAAUGGAUAUUGAAAUUCCAUUCAAUAAAAUUCAAGUUGGUGGAAUUAUUGGCCAAGGUGCUUUUGGUUUAGUAUGCAUGGGAACAGCGAGAGGUGUAGAAGGUUAUUCGGGUCCAACAACAGUUGCAAUUAAACAACUGAAAAGUAAUGCAGACGAAAUAGAACGAAGAGAAUUUCUUGGUGAAAUGAAUAUUAUGAAACAGGUUGGACGUCAUCCGAAUAUCGUCGCGAUGUACGGUUAUUGCACAGAACCAAAUCAUGAAUGCAUGUUAAUGGAAUAUGUUCCAUUUGGUGAUCUCAAGCAUUAUUUGCAGAAUCUUCGUAAGCAGCUUGAUGUAGCUUUACUUAACAUGAAGUCUUCGCUAUACGUUCGAGAAGCACCAUCCUUACCACCAUCGCUUCAUUCGUCAUUUAUUUCAAAUGUGGAAGAUCCAUCGUUGCCUUCUUCUGAUCUUUAUCAUCUCGAUUCGCAUGAACUUCAGAGUUUUGCCGCACAAGUCGCUAAUGGAAUGGCGCAUAUCGAAUCAUUAGGAAUCAUUCAUCGCGAUUUAGCGGCGAGAAAUAUUCUUGUUGGUCGUUCGAAUCAGUUGAAAAUCAGUGAUUUUGGAUUAUCACGGCAUGGGGUAUAUGUAAAAACAACAAAAGGAGUUAUACCUUUAAGAUGGCUAUCUAUCGAAGCGAUACAACGAAAUAUUUAUUCCACUAAAAGUGAUGUUUGGGCUUAUGGUGUUGUGCUUUGGGAAAUCUGUACUCUUGGUGGAUUUCCUUAUCCAACAAUAAGCGAUAAAGAUAUUCUGAAAUAUUUGCAACUAGGAAAACGUCUCGAAAAACCACCUUCUUGCAGCGAAGAUAUAUAUGAACUGAUGAUGCAAUGUUGGGCAGAAAAUCCAACAGAACGCCCUUCAUUUGCCUAUUUAUGCGAUCAUUUAAAUGAUCUUAAUAAUCAACAAAGUCUAUAUGUAGAAUUUAUUACGAAUGAACAGCUUCCUCCACCAGAUGGCUACUGCAUUUUAUCAGACAGACCAGCAACGCAUGCACAAUCAUCAAUAAUGGAUGAUGAUAUGGAAAAUCAUAACGAGAUGGGCUGA
Molecule: messenger RNA, 2256 nt
Organism: Dracunculus medinensis (Guinea worm)
Lineage: Eukaryota; Metazoa; Nematoda; Chromadorea; Rhabditida; Dracunculidae
Source: the annotation of a GenBank genome assembly